CGGCACAGCGCGGCCAUGGUGGACUCUCCCAGCGCGAUGAAGAAGACCUUUUCAGUGCCGGAGAUCAAACCGCUGGACCAGUACGACUUCAGCCGGGCCAAGAUCCGCGCCAGCGUCCGGUGGCUGCUGUCGAAGUCGUACGGCUCUGCAGAAAAUGUCCCUGUGGAGUUGCGGGAGCCGCUUUACAAGGACCAGUAUGAACAAGAGCACCUCAAGCCGUCCGUCUCCAAGCUGCUUCUCUCCCCGGAGAUCUACUGCCGAGCUCAGGCCCUGCUGGCCCAGGCACACGGGGUCUCUUUGCCGGCAUCGCAGGGGUCCCCGGCCGACAACUCCGCGCUGCUGCAGUUCCUCAUUAAGAAAGGUUUCACCCCAAAGGUCCAGGAUGUAGAUGUCACCGAGGAGGAUCUCAGCAACGUCCCCAUCAAGACAAAGUCCCACCUUGCCCUGAUGGACGCUCUGAUGUCACUGGCUGCUAAAGAGACAGUGGGCCGGGUGAAGAUGGCGACGGAGGCGGAGCAGAUGGGCGUCAGUUCUCCAUGGGAGAACGCUCUGCUCUUCUGGGUCAACAGGCUGAACCAGAAAUUGAGAGAAAGCACAGAAGAAGAGGAACCCGUCAAGUCGCAGACGUGUACAGACCUGCAGGCUGUUCAGGACUCGUGUCAAUCCACCCGUUGGUACUGGAAACUAGUCCCACAUGCUAUCGCUUUUUGUUUGAAGGAGUCGGGGAAUAAGCCGCCAGUGAUCCGCUAUAGGAAGGACAAAGUGCAAUCUAAGCUGACUCCUACUUUCCCUCUGGUGUCUGCGGUCAAAGAUCUGUCUAAUGGCUGUGCCAUAGCUGCUGUGUUGCACUACUACUGCCCCAGCUUGCUGCCUCUAGAGGAUGUGUGUCUGAAGGACACCAUGUCAUUGGCCGACAGUCUCUACAACCUGCAGCUGGUCAAAGAGUUUUGCGAGAACAGUUUACAGAGCUGCUGCCCCCUCGCUGUGGAGGACCUGCUCUACGCUCCACCCGUUCUCCAUCUGAACAUCAUGAGCUUCAUAGCAGAACUGCUGGAGUGGUUUGAGGUGAAGAAGCCUGAUUUUGUCCAGCCCACACAACCCAUUGACCUCACAGAUGUCUCGGGGCUACUGGACUGCACAAGUCCUGUCACUGGGAACAGCAACAGUGGUUCUCCUUCCUUUAUCUUCAAACAACCCUUUGUGCCCAUCUCCUCUCCAGUGUCACCAGUUUCAGAAAACAAAAGUUGGACGAAGAAACAAAUCGGUCGUCCUCUGUCAGCAGUGACUUUCAGCAUCCCAUUUGGGCUGGACAGUGAUGUUGACAUUGUCAUGGGAAACCCAAUAGAUUCUGUCUUUCGCUCUGUCAGCACUGACAGCCUGACCACCGGCAUCCCUGUAAUGACCUCACCGGUGACUUCAGCAGGGAUGACUCGUGUCCCGUACAGCCCUCCAGAGGACCUCAGCCACCUGGUCAGCGCUUCAGCCCCAUCGCAGCGGUCUUCCUGGGGCCCUUACGCACACACGGCACCGCUAGGAGAGCUGCCAACAAUCGAGGAGGCGCUACAGGUGGUUCAUACUCCCAACAGCAAAGAUCGGAAGAAGGGAAGGACGCCAGAGAAAGGUGGAAGAGGAGUGUUGGGAGGACGGCCCGAGCCCAGGUUACGUCCCGAGGGAGCCCCUGCCGGUUUCUUCCUGCACUCCCCCGAGGAGGAUAAUCCCCAGCUCAGUAGCUCUGCUCCCUGUCGCUCUGGAGUCCUCUGCCGGCCUGUUGGAGGAGAAGGGGGUGAUACGGAAAGGCAGGGAAGGGGAGAGAGGAGGGAGAGAUCAGGACGGAGCUCCGAUAUGUCACGUGACGAUGACUCCGUUCUACGAGAUGGCAGCGUCGACUCCUCUGAACUAUCAGAUGAUACCCCAAGAAAUGCCCCUGGUAAUAUUCGACCCAGUAACGGUCGCCAGGGAAACCACAGCACCAGCAAUAGCCCACGAAUGACAAGCUUUGCUGAGCGACGAGACAGCAGGAGAAGACAUUCGGCUGCUCCCGGAGAGGACUCAGCCUCUGCUGCGACGCCAACAACCCCAGGAACUCCACAUACACCCUCAACCCCAGCGGGGGCACCUGGCCGACAGGACAGCCCAGGUCCCAGAGGCCCCGAACCAGGCUCCGAGGCCUGGGAGUUGGGGGCUCGUCUGGAGGAAAAACGCAAAAGCAUUGAAGCCCAAAAAAGACGCAUCGAAGCCAUCUUUGCCAAACACAGACAGAGGCUUGGCAAAACUGCUUUCCUUCAACUGAAAAGAGAGCAAGGAGAGGGAGGAGGGGAGGGACUGGGGGAGGAUAAUCUCACCCUGGAGGAGCGCCUCACCCACAUGGAGGAGCAACUGAAACAGGAGGAGGAGAAGGAAGAGAAAGAAAAGGAGGAAAAAGAAAAAGACGGAGAUAAGGAGAAAGAAAAGCUAUCCGUUUCCAAUCCUCCUCGGCUGGAGAAGCAGGUCACGUUCUCUAUUGAAACUAAGCAAGGUGCAGAAAAAGAGAAAGAGAAAGCUGGUGACGGUGUUCUUGUGGAAUACAAUGAAGUCGUGCAGAAACUGAGUGAAGCCCUGCAGUCAUUACAGAAGGACAUGCAGAAACUUACAGAACAGCAGCAGCAGCUCAUGAGCAACCAAAGACCCAGAAAUACACCCAAACCCGCUCCAAAGUCAGUGAUUAGAAGUAACGUCAAAACACCACCCAGAACCCCUCCCCACACACCAACAAAGACACCUCCGAGAACCCCGACAAAGACUCCUACAAGGAGCAACGGUAAAGCUUGGGUGAUCCCUACCAAUCCCAAUCUCCCCUCCUCUCCCUCACGGCGUUCUCACGCUCUGACCUUGUCCACCUCUCCAAAAACAGUCGUCUCCUCCUCCUGCCCUGCUCCUCGCACUAAGAUUCACUCCUCCUCCUCACCUCGGAGCCCCAAACACCACCCACGCCCCCAAAAUCAGCGCCCCCAUCCACGGCCUUCCGAACUCAAGUUCCCUCCUCUCAAUCGGGUCUUGACACCAACCCAGACUGUGGACACCCUCCCCCACUUGCGCCGUGUGUCCCCCAGCAAGUGUCAGGUUCAGACGUCCUCUUCCUUCCGUAUCGGCGGUCCCCGGACUCCUCAGGAAUCUCCUCAGCCUCAGCAGCCACAGCCUGAUGAGAGCAACUCAGAAACAGGCUCUAGCGAGACACCCACCCAGUUCAGCCUGGAGCUGGAGCAAGAGGACGUAGAGGGUGUUGGAGGGCUGCCGAUCUUGUCACAGCCCAGACAAGAUCGUCCCAGGGCUGCUGGUGGCAGCAGCUCUGGUGCUCCUUCAGAGUGCUCAUUUGAGAGCGAGACUUUGUCCAUUUCCGCUGCGUACAGCGCAGUAGGGGAAGGAGGAAGAGGCAGAGAUGCAGAGAAACGCUGCAGCAUGAUUGAGGUGUCACUAUCAUCUCUUGGAGGGCCAGAAGGAGGCAGCGAUGAACCAACCGAUGAAGGGCAGGAGUUUUCCUCUGACUCAAUGAGCGAUCACACAGAAUCUGCUGCGGAACCGGCAAGAGGACUCGCCACAGAACCCUUCGAUCCUUUAGAGCAGCUGAAUCUGGCUAUGGAAGCCACGGAUUUGCCGGAACAACAAACCGAACCCAAAGAACAAACAGGACAGACCGAAACUUUGGAACCGAGUGGAGAACAGAGCGAGCUGGAAACCAAAGGAGGAAUAGGAUUCUUCUUCAAGGAGGAGGUACAUAGUGAGGGGGAGAUGGCCCAGCGUAGAGCUCUCCUGUUGGAGAGGCAGCAAAAGAGAACAGAGGAGCUGAAGAGGAGGAGACAGUGGCAUGAGCAAGAAAGGGAAAUCAGAGUUGUGUCUUCAGACAGGAGAGCAGCGUCUCCCUCCAAUACACCCCCUGCAGGCACCACCUCCCCGUCACCCACACCGCCUGCUACUCCAGCCCGUCGGGGAGAUUUCACACGAGGGGAGUAUGCGCGGCGGCAACAGCUCAGGAUCAUGGACGACCUGGACAAAGUGCUCCGCCAGAAAACCGCCAAUCAAGGACGAUCUUCAGCCAAGAAGACCCGCUCUCGGCCUCGCAGUAUGACCAGGGAAGAAACACAGCUGUCUCUGAGUCCAGCCAAGAGAACAACUGGCUCUAAGUUGACCAAAGUCUACUCUCACUCCUCCCUCAACCUGGCAGCAACAGAUGAGACAGGAAACCGUGGUAGUGACCCCACAAAGAAACCUCACAGCAGCCGUCCUGAUUCACCGUCAGGAUGUGCGACACCAAGUAGACUGGCCAAUCUGAACGGAGACAAGGACUGGGAGAGUGGCUCCAAUGGAACCUCACCUGCCCCAGAAUACACAGGUCCAAAGCUCUUCAAAGAACCAAGCUUCAAGUCCAACAAAUUUAUCAUUCACAACGCUCUCUCCCGCUGCUGCCUGGCUGGAAAGGUCAACGAGGCACAAAAAAACAAGAUAGUGGAGGAGAUGGAGAAGUCUCCUGCAAACCACUUCCUUAUCCUCUUCCGGGAUUCCAGCUGCCAGUUCAGGGGCGUAUACACCAUGAACCCAGACUCCCAGGAGCUCAUACGAUUGGCUGGCGUGGGUCCCCGGACAAUUGGCUCCACCCAGGUGGAGUCCAUCUACAAAUACAGUUCAGAUAGGAAGCAGUUUAGUGCCAUCCCCUCUAAAACCAUGGGCAUGAGCGUGGAUGCUUUCACCAUCCCCAGCCAUCUUUGGCACGGAGGAGGAGGCGCAGGAGGAGGAGGAAGCAGGAGAGCAAGCAUUACUAAGAAGGCGGUUAUUUCCAAGUGAGGAACAUAACACAACAUUACAGUGACACACGAUUAAAGAAAACACUAUAAUCACACUGUAAUUAUAGUGAAAACUGUAGUCAGCAGUGGAAAACAGUUAUUUAUGUGCACACAGAUAAGCCUUUAGGCAACUGUGUGCGUACAGACAUCUUAGCUGUCUUGCUCUUGGAUUUAAGUAGAAGUACAAAAUAU
Messenger RNA from Seriola dumerili (greater amberjack), 5006 nucleotides. RefSeq names its product calmodulin-regulated spectrin-associated protein 3-like. The record is from RefSeq and is a predicted model, not a curated record. Gene Ontology annotation, molecular function: microtubule minus-end binding; spectrin binding; calmodulin binding. Gene Ontology annotation, biological process: cytoplasmic microtubule organization; negative regulation of microtubule depolymerization; neuron projection development. Bases 16 to 4815 code for a protein of 1599 amino acids. Lineage: Eukaryota; Metazoa; Chordata; Actinopteri; Carangiformes; Carangidae. The transcript is spliced from 19 exons. Gene Ontology annotation, cellular component: microtubule minus-end.